AUGUUUAAAGUGGAAAUCCAGCGCACCAUAGUCCAAUGCGUUUCCCUGGAAUUGGUUUCAAACCCACAAGAAUUCCAAAGCAGAAUUUGCACGCACGACCAUUGUAAAUGGAUUAUGGAAGUGAUUGGGUGUGGUCUUACGCUUCCCGUCGAUGACCACAAAACUAUUGCGCAUUGUAUUUCUAUCUACGAGGAAUGGUUUGUCAAAUUGCAGUACGUCCCACCCAUUCUCGAAGAGACCCGAGCACAUUACGACAGAGUUGCGAUGACCCAAUUGACCAAUUUGUUGUACCAACGAAGUGGCAGUGCUGAAAGUUUGAAUGGAUAUGCUGAAUUGUGUCUUCGAGCCGUUUCCAUUUUAAGAGCGAUAGGGACAAGAUAUAAGCCUGGGAGUGACAUGUCACGGCAAUUGGUGUGCUGUUUGUUAGGGUGUAUGCACGAUGUUUGUGGUAAGCAACACGUCAACUCUCAGAGUUUUGUGAUCAACUACAUUGCAGACAAACUGAUUCACGCCGUGUAUGAGGUCUGGUUGAACUACGGAGAAGCUGAUGAAGAGCUUUGGGCGGUUUUCCGAGAAUGUCACCGGAUCUGGGCGAAGACGAAAGAGGUAGCAUUAGCGUGGGUCGAUAUCACUUUAAAGCUCCAAAAAGCGUUUUUGACUGCUGUGGAAAACAAGCAGCAAGCCGUCGACUUGGUCAUUUCAACUGAGAAAGUCCAAAUUAAUAUCAACUUCAAGUUACCAUAUUUCUUGAAGACAUGGCUGAGGUUCAUCCAUUUAUGUGGCUCUCCUGCACAAUUACAAGACGCAGCUGUUGUGUUGGUUAUAACUGAUGGCAUUUCACUGUUUGUGAAGAACAUGAUCGAGUCGAACAAAGACGGCAGAUAUGCGUCUGCUGCCGACGGUAAUGCCAUCAUCAAGUUAUUUGGCGAGCCACUUGCACAGGUGGUUUUGUGCCUUGAUCACAUCCGGUACGAACUUGCAGUGAAUGUUGCAGUGACGACAAUUGGGACUGUUUUCAGAGUCACAAAUUUCAGAACAACUUUUAGAGCAGAAAAUCUCUCGGUGUUGUACCAAAUCAUGUCGUCCGCCAUUUUGUCGCCAAACGGAAAGAUCAUCUUCUCUGCUAUUAAAAUCAUGACACAACUCAUUUUGUUGUCGUUCCCAUCACAAGAAGUUAUGUACCCAUCCAUUCUUAAGGCUGCCAGUCGAAUUGGUAAUAUGGUGGAUCCGGGAAGCAAAGACACUCGUACGUGCUGCAUCGAGUUACUUGGACUCAUCCACUUAUCGUUCUCCAAACAACGUAAUGAACUCUCUUGCCACGAGUUACUGACAGACAACGUAUUUGCAUUCUCCAAUUUCUCAAAGACAUUCUUCUCCAUCUGUGAAGUCUUCUUGCAGACGGAAACAAACCCACUCAACUUGAGAGACUUGUUUGUGUUGCUUUCAAGGUAUUUCAAUGAUGUUGUACCAAGAGAAGGUGCUGGUGUUGUGGAGCAAUUUGUUCCGAUCUUACAGAAGUCCAUCCAACAAUUUGUUGGUGUGUUAGUCGAAAAACGCCUUCACGAGAGUUUCACGGAGAUGAUGCGUGUGUUGAAGUCUGUUUUGGUAGAAAUUGGGGAGUAUAACAUUCUCAUUGAGUUACUGAUGAUCCUCCACGGCUUCAUAGAAACAUAUUACAAAUCGAGUCCAAUCAUUGACGACUUCUUGCAAGUGUAUUCCAUCUAUUUUGGCGCUUGCUACGCUCACAUUUCACAAGACAUAUUGAUGAAGGUGAUCGGAUUGUGUGGGCAGAUUUGCGCUUGGUUCAAUGACGCUUCCAAAAGAAGCGCGCUUGAAAAUUACACAUUUGCGCAGUCCCUCUUGUCAUCAAUUGAUGUCGAUGUGAUUGAUCACUUCGAAGAGAUGAACGAGGCUAUCAUAAUGAACGCAUACAACGCUCAUCAAAUAACGUCAUUUGAUGAAUACAUGAAAAUCUUUGUCUUUAAGGAUCAGGCAGUCAUCACCGUCGCCGAACUCCCAUGGGAUAUCGGACAAGCUGUUGUUAUCGUGAGAACAAAAUACGGCAAAGUGUCACGUAAGGUAUUUUUGACACAUGACAACACCAAGAAAGUGGCCAUUGCACCCGCUUUGAAAUGCAAUGGCGAUGACAUUGAAGACGAAGAAGGACAGGGUGUCACUUGGCUUGAGGAAUUUAACACUGUGUCUCUCCACGACAUCGCCUAUGCAGAAAAGUCCACUACUUUUGUCCCGACAAUCCAAAAGAAUGAAGGAGUCUUGACCGCCAAAAUGGUCCAAGAUGCUAAGUUUGCAUGCAAAGCUGUUAUUUCAAAAACAUUACUUGGUGCGCUUGGAUUACUUGAUUUGUCUGGAGAGAGGCUUCACCCACUUAGCUUGAGCGACGACUUGAUCACGUCACUUUUGGAACUUGAUGUCCUCCCAACACGCAAUUUGAUUGGUGUCACAAUCAUAUAUGGCCCAGACUCAUCAUCACCAAGCCCAAUAUACAACUCCGUCAUUCGUGGCUUGGGACAUGUUGUUGACCCAACCGUUCAUAAAGGGUUCAGUGGAUUGUAUGCAGAAACGGACCAGAAGUUUGUCUAUUAUUCCAAUGAAGAAGCGGAAAUGGUGUUCCACAUUAAUACCCUUGGUGGGAUGAAUGAGGAAGAAGCAGUUGAUGCCGAUAACAUUGUGGUCUUUUGGAACUCAAGUCCUUAUGACACUGAAAUUGAAAGCAUUGAAGGAAAGUUCACUAUCAUUGUAUUGCCAACACAAUCCGAUGUUUUGAGAGUCUUGACAAACUCACCAUGUGGAGUAUUCAUUAAGGAACAAUUGGUCUCUCCGUCUGCUCUCCCUGGACUGAUUAGACACGCUGCGCUUAACUACUCAAGACCAGUUUACUUGGCCCCAACAACUAAUCCAAUUAACAAAAGAAGUGAAUACAUCAGAUCUCUUAAUCUCUUCGUCGAUGUACAAAACCCAAGAGCGGAAGUCCACUCGAUGUUAUGUUCGGAAGUCAUGACAACGGUGACUUCAUCUAACUUGCAGUUCUGCCUUGAAAUAGUCAAGCCAGAAAAGAAAGAGAAGAAAGGUGACUUUUUGGCGAGAAAAGUUGUCCCUAAAGUGCAAAAGGUGCCAAUUAAUGAGGUGGAUGCAAAGAAGAAGAGCAAAGGGUUCAAAUUCAGUUUCUUCUCUAAGAAGAAAAAAGACGACAAAACGCCAAGAGGGGACAAACCAGAGUAA
Messenger RNA from Entamoeba invadens IP1, 3240 nucleotides. RefSeq lists its product as hypothetical. The record is from RefSeq and is a predicted model, not a curated record. Gene Ontology annotation, biological process: activation of GTPase activity; regulation of small GTPase mediated signal transduction. Bases 1 to 3240 code for a protein of 1079 amino acids. The transcript has a single exon. Gene Ontology annotation, molecular function: GTPase activator activity. NCBI's taxonomy places the organism in Eukaryota, Evosea, Mastigamoebida, Endamoebidae.